UGUGUGUUACAGCUGUGUGACAGCCGAUAUCGCUCAUAUGUAACGAACAUGGCGGAAUCUACGAAUAAUUCGGAGGAUGACCGACUGUCAUGUAAAAUCUUGAUUAUUGGUGCCGGUAUGGCCGGACUGUCUGCAGCAACUCAUUUGUUGAAGAAUAGCGAGACGGAUUUUCUUAUUGUCGAAGCGCGCGGACGUAUAGGUGGACGAAUCAUCGCGGCACAAGUCGGCAGCGAAAAAGUUGAGUUAGGAGCAAACUGGAUUCAUGGAGUGUUAGGUAAUCCCAUGUUUGAACUGGCGAUGGCAAAUGGUUUAAUAGACAUUGUACAUGUGCCGAAACCUCAUAAAGUAGUGGCAGCAUUGGAAGAUGGAAAACAGUUGCCGUUUCCCGUAUUGCGAGAGAUUUACGAAGCUUAUGUAUGUUUUUUGAGACGUUGCGAAGAAUAUUUCCUGAGCACGUACAGUCCUCCGGAUGGUAUUACCAGUGUAGGGGCACAUAUUGCGCUGGAAGCGGAGAUAUAUCUGUCCUCUUUGCCACCUGAACAACGAAGAAUAAGACAAUUGAUCUUUAACUGUUUACUCAAGAGAGAAACCUGCGUUACGGGCUGCGACAGUAUGGACGACGUAGAUCUCUUGGAAAUGGGCUCUUAUGACGAACUUCAAGGUGGUAAUAUCAGUCUUCCCAACGGGUAUAGCGCUAUAUUAGAACCAGUUUCGAAACACAUACCAAAGGAUCGAAUUCUUACCAAGCAUGUUGUAACAAAGAUUAGGUGGCAGAAACAAAAAUGUUAUCAAGACAAUGUUGAUCUUACGGAAAAAUCGGAAUCAAAUAGCCUUAUAGAAGUACAAUGUGAAAAUGGAAAGACGAUUAUCGCGGAGCAUGUAGUUUGUACAUUACCGUUGGGCGUUUUGAAAAGGACAGCUCAGGACUUGUUUGAACCGCCGUUACCAGCAUACAAGCUUGAAGCAAUAAACAGACUGAUGUUCGGUACAGUGAAUAAGAUAUUUCUCGAAUACGAACGGCCUUUCCUAAAUCCCGGUGUGUCAGAAGUAAUGCUUCUCUGGGACGACGAGCGAUUAUCCGAGGUGGAGAAGCGGGACAUUAGCAAGACCUGGUUCAGGAAGAUAUAUUCGUUUAUUAAAAUUUCGGACACGCUACUGCUCGGUUGGAUAUCCGGUCGCGCGGCAGAGUACGUAGAAAAGCUGAGUACCACGGAAGUGGCAGAGGUGUGCACGAAAAUCCUGCGGCGAUUCCUCAAUGAUCCUUUCGUACCGACCCCAAAGAACUGUCUGCGCACCACGUGGCAAUCUCAACCUUAUACGCGAGGUUCUUACACCGCGAUGGCUGUCGGAGCGAGUCAACUGGAUAUCAGGCGUUUGGCUGAGCCGUUAAUUGAGGAGAAAACGGAAGACAAAACGGACGAAACGGUCAAAAUUCUGGUGGCGUUUGCAGGUGAACAUACUCAUUCCUCAUUCUACAGCACAGUACAUGGUGCAUACUUGACUGGUCGAACAGCAGCUGAAUUACUCUUGGGUACCAAACAGUGUGAGAAACACGCCUUGAGUCUUAGUUGCGAAGAUACGAGCGAUCUUAGUUCGUGGAUUCAAGGCAUUUCUUUAAAUUAAUGCAUAUUUUUUUCAAAUAAGAAAAUGACGAUUAAAGACGUUUACAGACGUAUUUAGUCAUUAUAUAUACGCGUUUACACGUUUGUGCAAUUGUUUUUUUUUUUGUGUAAAUACUGCAGUGAAACAGCCGUCAUUUUACAUCAUGUACAUAAUGGUGCUUCUUAAGAUUUUAAGACUACAGUUACAUGUGGAUAACAUGUGCAUUUAUAAUGUCGUAUUCUGUUAAGGAAUAACGAAUCAAAUUUAGGUAGGACACCGAAACUAUAUGUCUGUGUAUUAGCGACAUCGUGUACGAUGUCACAAAUAUACAUUCGGCAAAAAGAUUUGCGUUUAGAUGUAAAAAUAUGUUGAAAAUGAUGACGAGUCGUACGCGCUCGUGUUCAUAUAAACUUUCAUUUUAUAAAACCGAGCGAUAUAAUGUUAUUUGCUAAACUUGUGUAGAUAAUAUAUUGAAUCGAAUUCAAAGACAAGCCUAAUACUAAGUAUUUGCGCGAAAUGUAAUGAUAUUUCUAACGGUUAAUCUUUUCGUGCAUGUACGUAUGCGUGUACGUGCGCGCAUAUAUACAUAUAUAUAUAUAUAUAUAUAUAUAUAUAUAUACAUAUGUAUAUAUAUGUAUACGUACAUAUGUAUAGUGAAUUAUUAAUGAGAUUUGUAAAGAAAUAUUUCUUUUGAAGUGCAUCGUACACUUUUUAUUCUCAAUUUUCUCGUACGCAUUUAUUUUCAGAUACGAAUUAUUCACUUGCUUGACUUCUUAUCUAUUACACGUUGUACCUAUUGUUUUAUAAAGAAAGUUCCAUUAUGGACAAACUUAAUCUAGUCAUUGAAAUUUAGAUACAUAAAAAUGUAUUUGGAAAAUAAUAAAUUAUAUCACUUACAAUACUGAAACAGUUCUAUAAACUAGAACAGGCAUUUAUGUAUGUAUUUUACGUUUCCAGCGAUUACGUGCCAUAAUUGAAUAUUGAGUAUUAAUAUAUUAACCUUUAAAAUAUUAAAUGAACGAAGCAGAUA
Molecule: messenger RNA, 2632 nt
Organism: Wasmannia auropunctata (little fire ant)
Lineage: Eukaryota; Metazoa; Arthropoda; Insecta; Hymenoptera; Formicidae
Product: spermine oxidase
Exons: 3
Coding region: 49-1623 (524 amino acids)
Molecular function (GO): polyamine oxidase activity
Source: RefSeq, a predicted model, not a curated record